Molecule: messenger RNA, 1254 nt
Organism: Actinia tenebrosa (Australian red waratah sea anemone)
Lineage: Eukaryota; Metazoa; Cnidaria; Anthozoa; Actiniaria; Actiniidae
Product: QRFP-like peptide receptor
Biological process (GO): G protein-coupled receptor signaling pathway
Cellular component (GO): plasma membrane
Molecular function (GO): G protein-coupled receptor activity
Source: RefSeq, a predicted model, not a curated record
UUAUGACACGUAUUUUGAUUGACGGAAUAUUUCGUUUAGAAAACUGAUAUUUUGAUUKGUAGUGCUUCGGAGAGGAAGGAUCAGUAGCUCUCUACUGUUGGGUAAUAUUUCAGGAGCCGACUUCAAACUUUCUAAUCGAAGUUUAUCGCGACGACAAAGAUAUAAAGGUACGAUGAAUGCAACAGUCAUAUCAAGCAGCACAAACAGGAACGCCACUACUCCAACAAGCACAAAGGCACUCUCUCUUUGCUUUGUAAAUGACCUAACAAGCGUCAAAACGGCCAAAGUUUUCUUCUACAUUAUCAUCUUCAUCGCUUCGUUCAUCGGCAACACGCUGAUCUUAAACGCAGUAAUAAAGAAGGCGACACUUAGAAGGUCUAUCAACCAGUUCAUUGGUAAUAUCUGCUUGGCAAACUUACUGAUAACAUUAGUAUACAUGCCAAGGAUGAUGGUGAUGGUGGUUGAUGGCUCACAUUGGCUUGUUGAAGGGACUUUAGGACUAGUACUUUGUAAGCUAGUGCCCGUUAUUCACCAUGCAUGCCUGCUUGUGUCAAUCCUCUCGCUCACAGCACUCAGCAUUGAUAGAUUCUUCUAUAUCGUCGUUCCAACCAAGCAGAUCUUAAGCAAGAAAAAACAGAAAUUUGUUAUACCUUUGAUGUGGGUUGUGGCAAUUCUAGUGCGCUUUCCUUCGCUCUACGCGCUAAGACUGCACCCAGCAAGACAUACUGAUUCGCUCACGUGUGAUGAUAGUAUCCAAAAAGCCUUCAAGAGUAUAAAAGCUAGGAGGACUUAUUACACCUUUCUGUUAAUAUUCUUUUACGCCUUGCCUCUUAUCCUCAUUGUGAUGUUCUACUCGAUUAUCAUCGUGUUUUUGAAGAAGAGAAAGAGGGUAUGUUCAAACCGCCACAAAGCUGAUCGGACAGUUGAUGCAAAGUACAAAGAAGCGAGCAGGAAAACCCUUAAAAUGCUAAUCACUGUCACCGUAUGUUUUGUGAUUUGCUGGGCGACGUACUUCCUGGCUCAAAUCGCGUACAGAAGUGUCCCGUGCGAGCUGCGAUUUUGGAGGUUUUUCUUGGCUCAUUGUAACAGUGCAAUAAGUCCAUAUUUGUGCAUGAUAUUCAACAAAAAAUACCAAGAACACGUCAAAAAUGCUCUUUACAGAAGCUGUUGUCUUUGCUGUGCCGUUUGUGAAAUAGCCGACGAAGACGUGACGGAGAUAUGAACAAAGAGAAUUGAAAGAGAGAAAGAAAGAAA